AUGGGUAUUUGUGCAGGAAAGUCUUAAUAAAAAGAAAAUCUAAUGACAGAUAUAGAAUCCAUACCUAUCUAAACUUAAGGUACUUUAGAGUUUAAUGUGAAAAUAUCAGGUAUUAAAGUUAAGAUGGAUAAUCUGGUAUUUUUAAUCUAGUGAUUAUAGUACUAUAGCCAGCUGGCAAAAUAUCAAUGAAAAUAGGUGAUUAUGGCUAAUUUGAAACAGAAUGCUCUAAAGAACUUUAUGGAAAAUUAUAUGUAAAAUAAAGAUUUCAUCCAAUAAAUUUAGUUUAAACAAACUCAUGCAUUUUAAAUGUCUAUAACAGAAGAACAAUUGAAGAAGCAAUAUCUAAAUGUGACAUUGUUGACACCAAAUAAUGAGAAUAUUGCAUCUAUUUAAAUUAAUUUGUUUUUAAUAGCAACUGGACCUUAACAUAUGGAUUAUGAAUAUACUGGCCUAAUAAAUAAGAAACAAUAAUAAGGUAAAAUAAGCUUUGAUUUUAAAAUUGCUUAAAUAAUUAAAGUAAGCAUUGUACCUUAAUUGAUGGAAUUUAAUAUGAAUGAACCGUUAAUACACUCAGAGUAUUAUUAUUCUCUCAAAAUGGUUACUUCAGUCUUGUGUUUUUAAAGUGAAUACUCAGAUGCAUUCUUGAAUCCUGCCUAUUAAAAGAAUUUGCAAUCGAUUAAUAAUAGUGCGUAAUCAAAAUAAUAAGUUAUUAAAUAAAUUGUAUACAAAUAAUGUGGAGUUGAAAUGACAGUUGAAGUUCCUCUUAUAGAAAUAUCAUCCUCUAGUAUUUAAGUCUGUUUAUGGUAUAACGAAUAGGCCAAUAUAACUAUAAAUGCAACAUCAGCAAUGAGUAAACCUCAUUAUACUCUUGUAGCUGAAACGUAUUUCAAUUUAAAUUAAAUCUUUACUUAAGCACUAAAUAGUGAAUAAGUAAAUUAUUAUAAUAUUAAUCUUUUAGAUUUGUGAGAAUAAUUUAAAAGUUUAUAAGAUUUUAUAUUAAUAAGCAAAUAGAAGGUUGUGGAAUCAUGGAGUAUUAGAAGGCAAUUUGAAUUGUAAUCUAUAAGUUAUUAUUCCUACAUAUUUAAAUUAAUAAAUUGUUGGUGUUAGAACAGAUAAAGGUAUAUAAUAAGGAAGUAGUGUUGUAAAUUCAGGAAAGAUGCCAGUUAAAGAAAUUUAAUAAUUAAGUUAAGCAGGUCAAUAAUUAUUAGAUGUUCAAUAUAAAAUAUAAAAUUGUUCAUCUAAAGAUGUAAUAUUAUAUAAACUAUUAAUUUAGCUAUUUUUAAAAUCAGAAUUGAAGAAUUCUCAAGCUCUCUAUCUUAGAACUAUUUAAAAUAUAUUAAAAUAGACUGAUAAAUAGUCAAUCAUAUGUUUUGAAUACAAAUCUUAAUAGGAUCUAUUCAAUGCUCAGAAAUUAUUAAUUGAAAUAGCUUUAAAAUUAUUAGAAUCUGCAGAUUUAUAAGAGGAAACAAUAAGAGAGGAAUAUUAUAUAUUACUUAAAUUAAUUUUAAAUAGAGGAGAAUUAAGUUUAAAUUAAGUAGGAUUUUCAGAGGAAACAGAAAAAACUAGUGAAAAAUUGCUUAAAUUUAAAACCGAAAUAGGUCUCAAUUAUUAAUCAUUUUUAUAUAAAUGUCUUGGUAUUGUAUUAUAAAAAUUGAAAUAAAAAUCAUUGGCUGAUAAUGAAAGAUCAUUUGUUGAACAUUUUUUUGCAAGUGCUUAUUUUAAAAUUCCUGAAUUUAGAACUAAAAUAAUUGAGAGUGUUUAAAGAUCUGAUGAUCCAUAAUUACCUGAAUGGAGAUCACUUACUAAAUAAACUGAUGAAAUAACCAACAAAGAAUUUAAUGAUUUAUUUGAUUGGAAUAGACACUUUUAUGAAUAUCUUACUAAAUAACCUAAAUAUAAUGCUAAUAUCAAUAAACUUAUGGAAAUUAUUAAUUAAGAAGAAUGGCAAAAGAGACUUGGUAAAAGAGGAAUAGCAUUCUUCUUUUUUCUUAAAGAAUGGUGUGAUUUAAUUGAUAUAUCAGUUGUAGUCAAACAGAAUGUUCCAUAUCAAUAAUUACCAGGAUAUAAUGUUUUAAUUAAAGCCAUUCUCUUAGAAAUGAAAGCCAAAGAACUUAAAAAUUAUCCAGAUAUUAUGAAAGCUGCCAUGUGUUCACUCUUAAAUAAUUCAAGUCUACUCAACAUUGUUAUAGUUAUUCUCUUUAACAAAACAAAUCUCUUUGAUUCUGAUACUCUAUUGAAUUGCUUAGAAAUCCUCAAUUCUUGUUUAUAAUAUCUCUGUAAUCAUAAAUUAUCAAUGCCAACCUCUUUAGAUUAAUAGUUCUUUUUAAAAGGUAUUAGAAUGAUUCUAUUAUAAUGUGAACAUGCUUUCAGUGUUGCAAAAUGUCUAUGGCUUAUAUAUAAUAACUAUGUAUUAUUUCCAUGUAUAAUAUAAAUUAAAUAAUAGUGGACAUAAGGAAAGAUAUAACAGAUUUGCUAUUUGAGAAUGUAGCAACUAAGUUUUUUAUGCAUUGGUCUUUCAAUAUUAGAAUGAUUUUCCAUCACAUUUUACUUUAUAGAAUAUAGCAUCUUCAUAAAUCUAAUAAAAAUUUAAAUGAAGAGUAUAAAUUCAUAACUUAUUAUUUAGGGAUUUAAUAUAAAAAUAUUAACAAUAAGUGAAGCCAAAAAAACAACAUAGUUUUUUCGAUUAAAAGAAUUCAUCUAAGGCUAUUAUUGUAAUUAUUUUAGUAUAAUAUAUAUAUAGUCUGAUGUAAUUUAUAUGAAGUUUUUUCGAUUUAUGUAAUAAAUAGAAGAGGGUAAACAAUUAUCUACAAAUUAUUAAUAAAAUUAAAUGAUAGAGGAAACACAUUUUCAUAAAUAAAUGAAAACUAAAUUAAUAAAAAAGAGAAUUUAAGAUAAAAAAAAAGGUUCAUCUGAUUAAAAUAGUAGCAGUGAUGCAUAAUCAUAUAGAAUUAUAGAUGAAGAUGAAUAAGAUAUUGCAAUUCCAUUAUUUACAGGUACUAGUAAUGAAUUGAAACCUUAAAUGAAAUUACCAGAAAAAAGAUUUGCUGUUACUCAGAAUUAAUUAAAAUAUUUAAUUAAAGCUUGUUCUGAAUUUGAUGAAUUAAGAUAUAAAUAUUAAAAAUGGAAAUAAUCAGUUAUCCCAGUUAAUUUUAAUUCUUUAUCAGAAGAUGGUAAAUUAAAUAUAAUAAUAAUUAGAAAAAAUUAAUUUAAAUGAAACUUUUAAAGUCCCAGAAGUUAAAUUAGCUGUUCCAUUAGAUGAAAAAGAAGGAAACAUCAAAAAUACUGAUGAAUGGUGA
This is a messenger RNA of Paramecium pentaurelia, 3296 nucleotides long. The record is from the annotation of a GenBank genome assembly. Lineage: Eukaryota; Ciliophora; Oligohymenophorea; Peniculida; Parameciidae.